AUGCUGCGUCGUAGUGGUGUCACCGGAGAGGCUGAGAAGCUGUUGACUGUCAAUCCAAGAAGUUGCACGUUUUCCUCCUCUCAGGCUGUUCUCGCGGUGAAUCCACGCGGCGACGGGUGUAUCAAGAGUUCGGCGUCGUGCAUUGAGGAGAGCGCGCGGAGGCGGUUUGAGCCGUGGGAGUUGGGCCUCAUCAAGUGUGAGGCGCUGCAGGAGUAUAACUUGCUGAAGAACGCCUCGGAGCGGCGAGAGAUGGAGCGGGAGGAGUCGAUUGCGCGGGAGGAAUUGAUAGCCGGCGCGACCUCAUUUUUGGCGGCACUGCUUGAAUGGCAGUUGGAGGCACGCGGGAAGGUCGAAAGUGAUCGUCCCCUGUCGUUGCUGCUGGAGCGGCUGCAGAAGCGGGAGACGAACCACCAGCACCAGUACCAAAUUUACGAGGAGGCGCUUCGCGAGGAGGGCCGCGUAGGGUGGAGGCAGGAGGUAGAGAAGAAGACGAGGCUUCGGGAGUAUGAGGCGGCGAUGGCUCAGUGGCGCCGCGAGUGUGAGGAGACGCUGCGCGCCGCCGUGGCUUUCCUACUGGGGAUGCAGACGCGGGAGCGCCAGGCCGAAGCGGCGGAGGAGGAGGCGGCGUGGGCAGCGCUCUGCGCACAGGAACUCACCGACCGCGCAGAGGCCGAGCGGCUCGCCUACGAAAAUUUUAUGAAGACGCCGGAACAGGUGGCGUUGCGGAAGGAGCGGGAGCGAUUGGAGGCUGCCGCAAAUCGCGCGGCAGCACGGAGGUUGAAGCAAUUCCUAAAGGAACAGGAACAUUUGGUGAAGUCAUGCACACACGCGCGGGGCCAUGUCUCCUUUUUUGAGGGUGCACUUGCGAAGAAGUUGUGCGUUUCCUGUGGGGUGAAGUUUGAUGAGACGCUUGGGUACUACGUGCGGAUGCGGGGGCGGACGAUUGCCCCGCCCUCGACGUGGACGCCCCCGCAGCCUCCACCGGCGCCAGAGCGGCCGGCCCGCCACAGCGUCACGAAGCUGCCGCCACUGCCACCGCCGGCCAAACAAGGAGGGCGACGAACGCUACAGGGGUAG
Messenger RNA from Trypanosoma rangeli, 1077 nucleotides. RefSeq lists its product as uncharacterized. The record is from RefSeq and is a predicted model, not a curated record. Bases 1 to 1077 code for a protein of 358 amino acids. The transcript has a single exon. NCBI's taxonomy places the organism in Eukaryota, Euglenozoa, Kinetoplastea, Trypanosomatida, Trypanosomatidae.